Molecule: messenger RNA, 1513 nt
Organism: Chrysoperla carnea
Lineage: Eukaryota; Metazoa; Arthropoda; Insecta; Neuroptera; Chrysopidae
Product: caspase-1-like
Exons: 5
Coding region: 258-1103 (281 amino acids)
Biological process (GO): proteolysis; apoptotic process
Cellular component (GO): cytoplasm
Source: RefSeq, a predicted model, not a curated record
AUUUCAAAUGUGCUAGAUGAUUAGAUAAGGUUAAGUACCUUUGUUUAUCCUUGAAAUUAACUUUUUUUUCAAACACUAAAAUACAAAUUAUUAAUUUUUAGUGUUUAAUAGACUUUGAUAGUCAGGUAUCAUUUAAAUUUUUGUAUUAAAAACACUUGAUUAAAAAGUUUUAAGUGAAUUAAAAAAAAGUUGUUUACGCGUUCCAAACAAAGGACUGUUAAAAAACGUUGUUUAGAACAAAGUGAUUAGAAGAAAAAAUGGUGAAUGAAAAUCUUGAAGAUGUUGGAGAUGCUUGGGGAAAUCCAUCCUCGAGUGUUGCUCCCUAUGUGAUCGCCAAAAUGUCUGUGGAUGCGACUUCUGCAUAUUAUAAUAUGAAUCAUCCAAAACGUGGAAUUGCUUUAAUUUUUAACCAUGAAGAAUUUGGUGUAGGUGGCUUAAAACAACGAGCUGGCACUGCUGUAGAUUGCGAAAAUUUGAAUGAACAAUUGAAAACUUUGGGUUUUGAGGUGAAAGUGUAUAAUAAUAUGAAUUAUACUGACUUGAAUUAUGUUGUAGAAGAUGUUGCUCAAUUAGAUCAUUCAGAAAAUGAUUGCUUCCUAAUGGCAAUUCUAUCGCAUGGUGAAUUAGGUAUUAUUUACGCAUAUGAUUGUCAAUACAAAUUGGAAAGUCUUUGGUCGAAAUUCACUGCUGAUCGCUGUCCGUCAUUAGCUGGAAAACCAAAAAUUUUUAUUGUUCAAGCAUGUCAGGGCGAUAAAUUAGAUGCUGGUGUUACAAUGUCACGUACAGAAGUUGAUGGAACACCGAUGCAAUCAUAUCGAAUUCCUACACACGCAGACUUCUUAAUCGCAUAUUCCACUAUUCCCGGUUAUUAUUCAUGGCGUAAUACCACACGCGGCUCAUGGUUCAUUCAAUCAUUAUGUGAAGAAUUAAAAAUCAAUGGUAAAAAAUUAGAUUUUCAAACAAUUUUAACAUUUGUAGCACGUCGUGUUGCUGUCGAUUAUGAAUCCAAUGUACCAGGUGAUAAUCUUAUGCACAAACAAAAGCAAAUUCCAUGUGUUACAACAAUGUUAACUCGUCUAAUUGUAUUCCCAGAUAAACAAUAAUUUUUGUUUACAUUAUAGGUGCUAUAAUUUUUUACUUUUAAAGGAUCAGUUUUUCCAUUUUUGAGUAAUGUUCUUACUUAGAUUAGCUCUUUGAUAACGAUAAAUGCUUGUUAAUCUUUAGUAUAAAUUACCAAUCCAUCUUUCAUCUUAUGAUAGAAAUUACGAAUACCGUAAGUUUCGUUUAUCAAUAGGUAAGAUUACCUAGUGUACAAACUAAAACUCGUCCAAGGGGAUUUCGCUCAAUUUUUUAUUUAUUUCUAGGAUAAAUUUUUUAAAAUCUAUAUAAGUUAUAGUCGAUUGUAGGCGUUAUCUAUGUAAUAAUAAAAAAAAUUAAGUUUCAUCCUUGAAAUUGUAGGACAAUCCCAUUUUUCUUUAUUCUUUGAAAUAUCUAAAGCUCCAUAAUUUACUAA